UUUGUGAACACCCCUCUCUGUUCACGGAUCUGUCAGCGGAAAACAAACCACACCCCUGGAUUAGGAACUGUGGGAAAAGAUGGCAGCUUCCUGUCCCUUCAGCAGGCUACUUUUCCUUUGAGGACAAAGUAAAAACUAUAUAUAAAAAUCAGAUAGCCUAUUUUUACCUUAACUUGGCGAAACUUGAAGCAAGAGCUUGAAAAUGGAAAAGAGUGGUAGCGUCGACAGUUUGGGUUCCAAACAAUCAUCCUCCCGGCAGCCGAGUGUUGAUUCUCUAUCCAGUUCCUCAACGUCACGGUCUGACCGUUCCUCUCAGGCAAAGCCUCCUUCAGCUAUAUCCUCGGAUUCUGUUUCGGUGUCAGACUCGCCCUUGUCCCCCGAGCAGCUUCGGUCAAACAUAAGAAACAAACCAGUCCCCAAGGUGUUCAGAGACUCACAUAAAGAUGAACCACAGUUGUUGACCAAGGAGACUGUUCAAGAUAUGGCCAAAGACGUCACUUACAUUUGCCCAUUCAUUGGAGCACUCAGAGGGACCUUGACUGUCACGAACUAUCGACUGUUUUUCAAAUGCAUGGACAGGGAUGCGGGCACAGUUUUAGAUAUACCUCUUGGCGUUUUGAGUCGUGUGGAAAAGAUUGGAGCUGCUACAAGUCGUGGAGAGGUGUCUUAUGGGAUCAUAUGUAAAGAUAUCCGAAAUUUGCGUUUUGUACAUAAACAGCCAGAAGAUACUCUGAAGAAGUCGAUCUUUGAGAACCUCAUGAAAUACGCCUUCCCUGUUUCUAAUGGACUGCCUCUGUUUGCCUGUGAGUAUGACCAGGUUUUUCCUGAGAAUGGAUGGAAAGUAUAUGAUGCCCUGGCUGAAUAUAAACGACAGGGACUGCCCAAUGAAAGCUGGAGGAUAUCUAAGGUUAAUGACCAUUAUGAACUGUGUGACACAUACCCCUCCACCCUCGUUGUUCCGGUAACCAUUCCCGAUGAGGAGCUGAAGAGGGUAUCAGCCUUCAGGGCCAAAGGCCGCAUUCCAGUGUUGUCAUGGAUACACCCAGAGAGCCAGGCAACGAUAACACGAUGUAGCCAGCCCAUGGUGGGAGUGAACGGGAAACGCAGCAAAGAGGACGAGAAACUUCUGCAAGCCAUCAUGGAUGCCAAUGCACAGUCCCACAAGCUCUUCAUAUUUGAUGUCAGACCAAGUGUGAAUGCAGCAGCUAAUAAGAUGAAAGGUGGCGGUUACGAGAGUGAAGAUGCCUAUCAGAAUGCAGAGCUGGUGUUUCUAGAUAUCCACAAUCUCCAUGUUAUGCGGGAGUCACUACGAAAACUGAAGGAGGUGGUGUAUCCCAACAUUGACGAGGCUCACUGGCUCUCAAACUUGGAGUCCACCCACUGGCUUGAGCACAUCAAGUCUAUCCUGGCGGGAGCACUGCGGAUUGCAGAUAAAGUGGAGUCUGGCAAGACCUCUGUGGUGGUGCACUGUAGUGAUGGCUGGGACCGCACUGCUCAGCUGACCUCCUUAGCCAUGCUGAUGCUGGAUGCUCACUACAGAACCAUCAGAGGCUUCCAGGUGCUGCUGGAGAAAGAGUGGCUGAGCUUUGGUCACCGCUUCCAACUGAGGAUUGGUCAUGGAGACAAGAACCACACAGAUGCUGAUCGCUCUCCAGUCUUCCUGCAGUUCAUCGACUGUGUUUGGCAGAUGACUCGGCAGUUUCCUGCUGCAUUUGAAUUUAAUGAGUACUUCCUCAUCACCAUCCUGGACCAUCUAUACAGUUGCUUGUUUGGGACCUUCAUGUGUAAUAGUGAACAGCAACGACUCAAAGAGGAAUUACCAAAGAAGACGGUGUCACUGUGGUCUUUAAUUAAUAGUCAGCUUGAAGAGUUUUCUAACCCCUUAUAUGUGAACUACUCCUCUCAUGUACUGUUUCCUGUAGUCAGUAUGCGCCAUCUAGAGCUGUGGGUGGGGUAUUACAUCCGCUGGAAUCCUCGCAUGAGACCACAGGAGCCUUUGCACCAGCGCUACAAAGAGCUUCUAGCCAAGCGUGCCGAACUUCAGAAGAGAGUAGAGGAGCUGCAGAGGGAGGUGGCCAAUCGGGCGGCCUCGUCCUCCUCCGAGAGAGCUGGGUCUCCCACACGCUCAAUCACACCUGUGCAGACUUUCGUGUGAUUGUACAGGUGCUUUAGGAGAGGGGGAGAGAGAGUGUAAGGGUUGAUCUGGAGGCUCCUAGGUCUCAAACAUGGCCGCUUCUUCGACAGCAGUAGUGUGGGUCAGGGACCCACGGCUGACUAAACGCCAUAGACUGCCUUUCUGAUCCCUCCAUAAUUUGCUGUCAUUACAGCAAUAGACUUAACAAAUGGAGAAAAAUCCUAGUGUCAAGGUUUAAUUUAAAUUAACUAGUUACUAGAGGCAACUCAGUUCAUUCUAGAUGAAGGCUACUAAUGGAACUAGGUGUGAAUUACAUUUACAUUAAAGUACUUAUGCACUUGUACAGUUUUAUUUUAUGUUUGACAUGCUUAAAUAGGUCACAGAGAGAAGGUAGUUCAAGUUUAAGUAGUGGGCAGCAGAAUGUGUCCGUCUUUAGGAACGGAUGUACGCUGAGGCAGGGUCAUCUGAUCUCACACAGACAUACAAUAGAGGAGGGUUUUCAUGGAAUUCACAUAUUAGUCAGUGGUUGCGUGUAGGCCUUGCAGAGAUUUACUGGCAGGAAAAUGAAUCAGCUUUACUUGGUUUAUCAGCUUUAACGAUACAUUUACUAGGAAAAGUGUAUGUGUGUGUGUGUGUGUGUGCGCGAGAAACAGGUCUGUGUCAAUAGAGUGAGAUAUAUGCGCUUUAGAAUUCUUCUUCUCUUUUGAGGCCUAUAGCCAAUAGAAGCUGUAACGUUAAUCUUUAAGCCAGUGAUACAUUCCUAGUAACAAACAAUUAUCUGCACAAGGCAGGCUAAUGUUUCUAAUGCUGCUCUAACCCUUGAUCCUUAUUACUAUAUUUCUGACCUUAACUUUAAGGGGCAAAUAUUCAUAUCUUUAAUGCUGGACUUCCUAAACCUCCUAAACAAAGUGAAAGUUGUUACUAUAGCAUAUGCAGGAUAGGACAGUUUCCGUUUUUUUUUCUCUGACUGCUUGCCUUAUUCCCAGGGAAGGGAACUUUGUGAAAGUAUCAGGGAGGAUAUUGUCCUUGUGUCUUUUGUCAGUGCUUAAAUGUGCUUGCUUUUUCAAGUGCAUCUUAUUAACAAAUCAAAUGCUGCAUUUUUUCCAUGUUGUAAAUAUUUGGUUGACAUGCAGGCAUUCUUGUCAAUACGGUAGCAUUCCUUAUACUGCAUACAUCAACCACACCAAGAAUUAUACCAACAUACUCCACUCUGUUGUAAAUAAAACUCAUGCAUAUCACACACAAAGCUUGUUAACGACUUUUUAUAAGAAGUUGUUGACACCAAACCAUCCAAAUUGUAACAAAUACACGCUAGUCAGCCAAUGUUAUUAAUUCUUUAGGAUAUCAAAUAUUAGGUAUUACAUCUUCAAACACUGAAAAUAGCAACCUAUUCAUAAGACCACUAAUAUAGAAACAAAUCCAUGGAAUUUGUACAGUUCUGUGUCUAUGUCUACAGAGGUUAAUACAAUGAUAAUGUAAACUGGUCCAGUCAUCAGUUGGCACUACAUAAUUUUGUGUACUGCAAAGCCAUAUGAAAUAAAGUUCUGUUAAAUGGAA
Messenger RNA from Alosa sapidissima (American shad), 3691 nucleotides. RefSeq names its product myotubularin related protein 2 (gene mtmr2). Gene Ontology annotation, biological process: dephosphorylation. Gene Ontology annotation, molecular function: phosphatidylinositol-3,5-bisphosphate 3-phosphatase activity. The record is from RefSeq and is a predicted model, not a curated record. The transcript has 15 exons. Lineage: Eukaryota; Metazoa; Chordata; Actinopteri; Clupeiformes; Clupeidae. Bases 203 to 2155 code for a protein of 650 amino acids.